Messenger RNA from Glarea lozoyensis ATCC 20868, 510 nucleotides. RefSeq lists its product as uncharacterized. Bases 1 to 510 code for a protein of 169 amino acids. Gene Ontology annotation, cellular component: eisosome; plasma membrane. Gene Ontology annotation, biological process: eisosome assembly; protein localization to plasma membrane. NCBI's taxonomy places the organism in Eukaryota, Fungi, Ascomycota, Leotiomycetes, Helotiales, Helotiaceae. The transcript is spliced from 2 exons. The record is from RefSeq and is a predicted model, not a curated record.
AUGGUCUCAAUCGUGCAAGCCAUCCUUCGUGGAUCCCAGUUCUUAUGGACUCUUCUCACAACAGCUUUGAUCGGAAACGUCAUCGCUGAGGCUUUCGCCGGAAACCCAUCGGGCAUCAACUAUGCCAUCUUCACCAGUGUCUUCUGUUGGUUGGUUCUGAUCUAUGGAGGAGUUGCAGCUUUCAUGGAGAGUCUGGCGAUCCCAAUUGCGCUUCUCGCUAUGGACGCGCUCGCUACUCUCUUCACAUUCAUCGCUGGUGUCGUUCUCGCCGCCAAGCUCACUGUUCACAGCUGCAGCAACCGAGGUUACGUUCUAACCAACGGCUACACAAAUGGCUCUCACAACCCAGAGAAGAGAUGCCGCGAGCUCCAAGCCAGUACCGCAUUUUACUGGUUUCUCUUCGCAUCUUUCGCUGCUUCUUUGGUCAUGACUGCGCUUAGCUCCCGUGGCUCUGGCAUAACCGGUCGCGGCGGUAUCCGUAAAGGUGGGCCAUCCAUGAGCCAGGUUUAA